CUCACAGAGAAGAGACUACCAAAAGAAGGUCCAGUCAACAUGGUGAAGUUAAGGUCCAGGAAUGUGCUUGAUGGUAUUUUUGAUGUGAUGGAAAAUAAAGUGUUAAAUAGGGGUGAGUUACAAAGAUUAGGGGAAGAAGUGGACCACAUCGUGAAAAGGACUGGAGACCUGGUUUAUGAUCUCAUUGAGAAAAUGCAAAUGGCAGGCAAAAUAUUUAAGGACCAUUUCUUCAACCCCAAGAAACAACUGAGUUUAAGAUCUCAUCUGGAAACUGAGAAUGAUGAAUCUGAGAGCACUGAGUCAUCUUCUUCUUUGACAGAAUCUGAAGAUGAAAGUGAAAAAAGUAGAGAUGAGGAAAAAGUUGAAUCAGCCCAGGCAUUGGCUCUCCCUCCAACAGCUCCUCAGGAAACACAGGCUUCCCAACAUGGGAAGUUAAAACUUUGUCCUCCUGAUCAUUUCCAUACACUGAAGACAACAAAGGCAGAUGAGGUAUAUCCAGUAAUGGAGAAUGAAGUCUGGACAUGCCUGGCCCUCAUCAUCUGCAACAAAGAAUUUGACUGUCUUUCUAAUCGAUAUGGUUCUGAGGUUGACCUUUUGGGAAUGCAAGAUUUGCUUGAAAACCUUGGAUACUCAGUGGUUGUAAAAGAGGAUCUCACAGUUCUGGAAAUGGAAACAGCACUAAGACAGUUUGCUGCCUGCCAAGAUCCCCAAUCCUCAGACAGCAUAUUCCUUGUAUUUAUGUCACAUGGCACCCUGGAUGGAAUCUGUGGGACAGACCCAGAUAUUCUUCGUGAUGAUACCAUCUUCCAAAUUUUCAACAGCUGUAACUGCCAGAGUCUAAAAGAUAAACCCAAGGUCAUCAUUAUGCAGGCCUGCCGAGGCAAAGGUGCUGGGAUUUUUUGGGUGACUGACAUGAGAGAAGCCUCUGCAUAUAGGUAUGACCAGUUCUUGCAGUGUUCCAUCUGGAAUGAUGCCAUUACAAACGGCCAUGUGGAGAAAGACUUCAUUGCUUUCAAAUCUUUGACUCCAUGCAAUGUUUCUUGGAUACUUGACACAAAUGGCUCUCUUUUCAUUUCCCAACUUAUCUACUACUUCAACGAAUAUUCUUGGUGUUACCAGUUGGAGGAGAUUUUUCGAAAGGUUCAACAUACAUUUGAGACCCCAAAUGUACUGACCCAGAUGCCCACGAUUGAAAGACUAUCCAUGACACGAUAUUUCUACCUCUUCCCUGGGAAUUAAAAUCAUGCAAAGCAUCCAGAGCCUAACUGGAUGCUAGCUGACCAAAGAAAAAUUGUUUGCAGAAUUCCAGCCCCAACAUCAUGAAGUAGAAUAUGGAAG
Lagenorhynchus albirostris (white-beaked dolphin) is the source of this 1338-nucleotide messenger RNA. Its product is annotated as caspase-12-like. The record is from RefSeq and is a predicted model, not a curated record. Lineage: Eukaryota; Metazoa; Chordata; Mammalia; Artiodactyla; Delphinidae. Gene Ontology annotation, biological process: regulation of apoptotic process; proteolysis. Gene Ontology annotation, molecular function: cysteine-type endopeptidase activity.